AGAAAUGAGUCGCUGGAGCGGUUGUGGGACGUCGUUUGCAGUGUCAUUAUUUAUCAACUGUAAUUGUGCAUCAGUUGCCUGUUUUUCUCUCUACAUUUUCUACACGAUUAUUUAAUGGCGCAGGUUCUUGUAGUGGCUGGAGUGUGCCUGAAACUUGUCUGGAAACAUUGAAAUCUACAAUCAGCAUGGCAGACACUGAUGCCACUACAUUGGCUGCUAUCAAUUACUAUUGUCAGGAGAAGCUGUAUCGUCAUAUGCAGACAGUGGCUCUUGAAGCUAUCAAGAAAUAUGGCGCUGAUCCUGUAUUGCAGUUCUUCAAAGCAUAUGGCCUUAUACUUGAAGAUCGUAUUGCUGAGGGUAUGCGUGAGCUUGAAGCUAUCAAAGACAAGCCUGACUUGAUCCUGUGUUCCACCAUGGCUCUAAUGUACUCUCACAAGAGGUGCAAGACUGUAGAUCGAGAAGCAGUUCAGGAAUUAGAUGCCAAACUGAAGGAAGAGAGAAAACGGACAGGGGAGAAGGGGCUGUACUUUGCGGCAACGUUUCUGUGGCACACAGGACGACAUGACAAGGCCAGGGAGUAUGUGGAUAGAAUGCUGAAGAUAUCUCAAGGAGCUAAACAGGGCCAAGUUCUUCGAGGCUGGAUUGAUCUUACCUGUGGCAGGGAUGCUUAUGUCAAGAAGUCGGGCAAAUAUUUUGAAGAAGCACUGAGUGGUGCAUCCAAGAACGUUGAAGCACUGAUAGGCAAGGCUCGUUACUUCACCCUAAGACAUAACUACAGCGGGGCUCUGGACCAAAUCAACCAAGCUGUGGUGUCCUACCCCGGCUUCAUGCCGGCAUUGAUUGAGAAGAUGCGACUCCUGAUGGCACUGCAGGAUUGGGAACAGACCCUGGAGACAGCUCAAAGGGCAUUGAGUCAGCAGUCUAACUGCUUUGAAGCCAUCAGAGUGGAGAUCCUACAUCUAUUAUGCAGGGACGGAAACUACGAAGAGGCUGUGCUUCGCCUGGGUGAGUUGAUCCAAUUGCUGGAUCGAUUUGAACCCAAGAAUGGCUACAUCUAUUGGCACCUGUCAUUAGUCUACAGUAGAGUGUGUGGUCGUAACGCUCAAGUCCUACAGCAAGCAUCUACAAUGGUUGAGCGUGCCGUAGCACUGGAGCCUAACAAUGCAGAAUAUAAGACAGAAUUGGGUUACCAGCUGCUGCUUAAGAAUAAACCCAAGGAAGCUAUGAAGUUCUACCGUAACGCCAUGAAGUUAGAUGAAACCAGUGUGGCUGCACUUACAGGUAUCAUCAAGUGCCAGCUAUUAGAGGAUCAUCUCGAUGAUGCUGAACAACAGUUGGAAUUUCUUAGCGAGAUCCAGGAAUCCAUCGGCAAAUCAGCGGACAUCCUAUUCCUUCGUGCUAUACUUGCCCACAAACGAGCCAAGCCUAUAGAGGAGGUAGUGGCUCUACUCAAUGAGGCUAGCACUACCCACUUUACAGCUCUGAAGGGAAUUCCCCUCGGGAUGGACUACUAUACCCAGAUGAAUCCAGACUUUGUGCUGGAGUUGGUCAAGGAGUAUCUAGCCUUUGCUCCCACUGAGCCCCAGGCACCUGGCCAGCCAGUAAGCCCCAUCCUCAGCCGAUGUGCUUCCAUUCUAGAACCCAUCACUAAGGCUAUGCCUGGCUUACUGGAAGCCUUGCAUAUCUUGAGUCGCAUUCGAUUCCUGUCUGGUCAGAUUGACAUGGCUCAGAGCAGUCUUCAGCAUUGUCUUGAUCGUAAUCUCCAGUUUGCUGAUGCUCACCUCCUCAUGGCACAGAUUCACCUACAUGCUGGCAAUUACAAGCAGUCCUCGCAAUCGCUUGAGAUGGGAUUGAGCUACAACUUUGAGGUGCGAGAAAUGCCGCUGUAUCAUAUGAUCAAAGCUAAGGCCCAACGUAAGAUGAACCAACUGGACGAGUGCAUCAAGACACUGCAGAGCGCCAUGCAGCUACCAGGAGUCAAACAGAGGGCGGCCUCCGCCUCCAAAAGGGGCAGUAAGGCCCUCCCCAUCUCGACCACAGACAGGGUGUCGGUAUACUUGGAGCUAGCUGAGGCAUAUAGACUGACCGAUGCACAGCAUGAGGCAGCUAAGGUGAUGCAAGAUGCCAUCAAUGAGUUCAGUGGUACACCAGAGGAAGUACGGGUGACUAUCGCCAAUGCUGACCUGGCUUUGGCCAGGGGGGAUACAGAACUUGCUCUGUCUAUGCUCAGGAAUGUUGGUCCUACCCAAAGUUACUUUGUUCAAGCUCGAGUCAAGAUGGCAGACAUCUAUCUGAAUCAUCGCAAAGACAAACGGCUGUAUGCAGGCUGUUACAGGGAACUGGUUGAGAAGCAGAGUAGUCCUGAGACCUCCCUUCUCCUUGGUGAUGCUUACAUGAAUAUUCAAGAGCCAGAAAAGGCUAUUGAGAUCUACGAAGCUGCACUGAAGAAGAACCCACGUGAUAGCGCCCUCGCUAGUAAGAUUGGAUCAGCACUGAUCAAGACCCACCAGUAUACAAAGGCAAUCAAUUAUUACGAGGCAGCUUUGAAGACAGGAGGGCAGGGUUUUCUUCGUCAUGAUCUGGCCAACUUGUUGCUGAAGCUACGACACUUUGACAAAGCAGAGAAGGUUCUAAGAACAGCUUUAGAUCACGAAUCUGCUAACGAUGUGUCCACAAUGAUGGAUGAUUGUAAGUUAUUAGUGAUGCUGGCCAAAGUUCAUCGCCAUGCCAACAAGAUGGAAGACUCCAUGUUGGCUCUGACCAAGGCCAGAGAUACGCAAGCCAGAAUACUGAAACGUGUACAAGUAGAACAGCCAGAUGCUGUCACCUCUCAGAAAGCUCUUGCUACAAGCAUCUGCUUCCAGAUGGCUGAACACCAUGCUUCCCAACGAGACUACGACCGAGCUAUCAAGCUAUACAAGGAAGCCUUGGUGUAUACAGAGAGUGAUGGUAAAGCCAUGCUGGAGUUGGCUCGACUCUACCUGGCAACGGAUGAGUUAGAUGCCUGCCAACAUCAACUAGUCCAGUUACUCCAAGGAGAUAAAGAGAAUGAUAAUGCCACUGUGAUGAUGGCUGAUUUAAUGUUCAGGAAGGGAGAGUAUGAACAAGCAACAUUUCAUUUCCAGCAGUUACUUCAAAGAUCACCAGACCAUUAUGAGGCCUUGUCUCGACUGGUUGAUCUACUCCGUCGUGCAGGCAAGUUGGAGGAUGUAGCUCAAUUCUUGGAGCAAGCUGAGAAGGCUUCGUCUAGAGCCUCCAUGGACCCUGGCUUCAACUACUGCAAAGGCCUGUAUGAAUGGUAUAUUGGCAAUCCUAACGUAGCUGUGAAGCAUUUCAACAUGGCACGCAAGGACAGUGAUUGGGGUCGUUUGGCUGUUCGUAACAUGAUAGACAUCUGCAUUAACCCUGACAACGAGACUCUAGGAGGGGAGACAUUUGAAAAUGUCAACACUGAUGCUAUGAGUGCUUCAGAGAAAGCAGAUUCAGAGCAGAUGGCUGUCAGAACGGCCGAAAAACUCAUCAAGGAAUUGAAGCCUCAACCAGGAUCUGAUGACUCCAAGAUCAUGGAGAACUAUGUCCUUAUGGCUUCCAAGUCCAAACCAAACAUAGAGAAAGCUUUGUCAUCAUUUAUGGAGUUGGCAACUAGUGAGAAAGAGAAUGUACCGGCUCUGUUUGGAGUGGCCACAGCUUACAUGAUAUUAAAGCAGACACCAAGGGCUCGUAAUCAACUCAAGCGAAUUGCUAAGAUGAACUGGAAUCCUGUGGAUGCAGAAGAGUUUGAGAAGAGCUGGCUAUUGCUUGCUGAUAUUUACAUCAACUCUGGCAAGUAUGAUAUGGCCACUGAACUACUCCGGAAAUGUCUCCAACAUAACCAGUCAUGUUGCAAGGCCUAUGAGUAUCUUGGCUUCAUCAUGGAGAAGGAGCAAUCUUAUCAUGAUGCAGCUGGAAACUAUGAGAAAGCUUGGAAGUAUGGUAACCAGAACAAUCCAAACAUUGGUUACAAGUUGGCAUUUAACUACCUGAAGGCAAAACGCUAUGUUGAUGCCAUCGAUAUCUGCCACAAGGUCCUAGCGAAUCAUCCUAACUAUCCCAAGAUGCGUAAAGACAUCCUGGACAAAGCAAGGGCCAGCAUACGGGUAUGAAAUUGCUUCACAAUAGUCGUGCAAGCCUUACGGAGGUACCAAAUCUGUUAGUAUGUCAUAUGUCUUGUAGUUUAAAAACUGGAUCUUCAUCAAAUAAACCCUUCUCUGCUCUGCAUUGCUGGACUUUGUUUUUAGACAGUUUGGGUAUCCAAGUUAAUUUGUUUCUGUAUUUGUACCUGCAUGGCACAACAUGUACAUGGCUUUGCAUAAAGUUGCACAAAUUUUGUUUCGGCGCAACUUGCAUGUCCAUACGUAGCAACUUGCAUGUCCA
This is a messenger RNA of Acanthaster planci (crown-of-thorns starfish), 4413 nucleotides long. RefSeq names its product tetratricopeptide repeat domain 21B (gene ttc21b). Gene Ontology annotation, molecular function: identical protein binding. The record is from RefSeq and is a predicted model, not a curated record. Gene Ontology annotation, biological process: intraciliary retrograde transport; protein localization to cilium. Gene Ontology annotation, cellular component: intraciliary transport particle A. NCBI's taxonomy places the organism in Eukaryota, Metazoa, Echinodermata, Asteroidea, Valvatida, Acanthasteridae.